UCAGUUUUUGUGUUAUCAUGUAUGUCGGGAUUUAUAUUUAUUCCGUUGUAUCCUAUAUUCAUGGAUAUCAUCUUACCGCUCAAUGAAACUCGCCACCGGCAACAAAUGUUUAGAUUGAAAUUCUUUAUAGACGAAGAGGAGUAUUUUUAUCUUAUAUAUUUUUAUAUUGUUUGGUGUACAUUCGCAACAGUCAUGAUUGCAGUCACUAUUGAUUCAUUAUACAUACAACUCGUUCAUCAUGAUUGUGCAUUAUUUGCUGUAUGCGGGCAGAAUAUUAUAACAGCCACAAGAUCUACUGAUGUUGGUAUAAAUGAAACUUACACUGAACGAUUUAGGCAAUGCUUGAACAUGCAUAAGAAUGCCCUCCAAUUAUUCGAGAUGCUAGAUGUUAGCAGCCGUAGGAGUUACUUUUUUCAAAUUUUACUGACUAUGGUCGGCAUGACCGUAACAGCCGUACAAGCUGUUGUAAAUCUGCAUCGACCUGAAGAAGCAAUUAGAAUUGGUCUGUUUCUCGUGGGUCAACAAUUCCAUUUGCUUAUUAUUACCCUACCUGGACAAGUGAUCACAGAUCACAGUUUCGAAUUGACUAAUGAUAUAUACUGUUCGACGUGGUACAAAGUGCCAGUAAAGAUUCAAAAAAUACUUCUCACGAUGCACAUGAGAUCUAGUAAACCAUGUAAGUUGACAGCAGGAGGAAUAUACGAAAUGAACAUCGAGAAUUUUGGAAUAACAUUUAAAACAUGCGUAUCGUACUUUACGGUGCUUCUAUCAGUACAUGCAUAUACCUAUGUAUUUAAUAAUAUCCACAUGUUAAUCAAGCAAGCUACUGUAUAUAGCAUAUGUAUCACAAAACAUUUUCAUGAAAUUAAUCUGAGCUUAGAUUACAUAGCAUUUCAGAGAUACGGAAAACAGUAUCAUCGUGUAUUCGAAAUCUCGUACUACAAAAUACUCAAAAAGUACUUACAAUUAGUGGGACUAAACCCACAAGGAAAAGAAAGAUUCGGAGAUUUUAGUAUAGUUGUAGCAUUGAUUAGUAUUGCAAGCAUUUUUGUUCCAACGAUAUUAGAAUUUUAUGCCUCAUUAUGUGCAAGAAAUAUCGACGCCGCUCUUGAAUGUGUGCCGCAUUUAGCUGCUUGUGCGGCCAGUAUCUGCAAAUUAUUGAAUAUAUAUAUCUACAGAAAGAACUUCAACAAGCUGUUUAAUUUCAUAGAAAAAGAAUGGGGGCAGUUGAAGUUAAAUAACGAAUUACACAUUUUGGAAAAAGUUCUCAUGCAAGGCAACAAAAUGGGCCAAUUAUAUCGAAGUAAGAUUAGUCAACAGUAUCCGAAUACUUGCUUAUUUUUGUUUUUAGGUACUUUAAUGUCCUUUAUGAUAUUAUUCUUGGUGGUUCCAUUGAUUUCUCCCAUAAUGGACAUUAUUCAUCCACUAAAUGAAACCCGAUCGCGACAGCAAUUACUUAGAGUUAAUUACAUGAUUUUUGACCAAAAUGAUUACUUCUUCUAUGUAUAUAUACAAUUAGCUUGGGGAGCAGUAAUAGUUGUAAUGACCGUGAUUGCUGCUGAUUGGUUGUAUAUUCUCAUAAUUCAUCACAGCAGCGGAUUAUUUGCGGUGUGCGGGUAUAAAGUGCAGAAAGCAACGAGACAGUCCGAUUCCGACGACGAAAUUGCUUCGUAUAAAUACAAAGUUGAGCAAUUUCGAGACUGCGUAAUCAUGCACAAUGAAGCUAUCGAGUUUUACAAUCUUCUAAAUGAGAGCAAUCAGAAAUCUUAUUUGAUACAAGUUGGCAUAAAUAUGAUGGGGAUGAGCGUGACAGCUGUCCAAACAGUCGUGAAUUUUGAUAGACCGGCAGAAGCUCUAAGAGCUGCUUUAUUUCAUGGAGCUAAUCAGUUUCACUUGUUCGUGCUCAGUUUACCUGGCCAAGUUCUUCUAGAUCAUUGCAAUGAAUUUGCGAAACAAAUAUAUAGCUCCACAUGGUAUAAUAUGCCACUAAAAGUUCAGAAAAUGCUUUACAUCAUGCAAAUAAGGUGUAGAAAUCCAUGUACGUUAACAGCAGGUGGAUUAUACGAAAUGAAUAUGGAAAACUUCGGGAUAACUUUCAAAACCUGCAUGUCAUACUUCACGAUGAUAAUGUCAUUCAAAGGAUAAGUUUAUUGCUGCGUUUUAUAUUUUGAUUAACUAAAUAUGAAUAUAGUGCACUGUAUAUUUAUACCGUUAAUGUUGAAUCUGUUCGUUUGUCAGAAAUGCAAAUAAAGUUAUGAAUCACGACAUUUA
Messenger RNA from Frieseomelitta varia, 2271 nucleotides. RefSeq lists its product as uncharacterized. Gene Ontology annotation, molecular function: odorant binding; olfactory receptor activity. Gene Ontology annotation, biological process: sensory perception of smell; detection of chemical stimulus involved in sensory perception of smell. Gene Ontology annotation, cellular component: plasma membrane. The coding region runs from base 22 to 2145 and encodes 707 amino acids. Lineage: Eukaryota; Metazoa; Arthropoda; Insecta; Hymenoptera; Apidae. The record is from RefSeq and is a predicted model, not a curated record. The transcript has 16 exons.